AGCGCGCUACUUUAUCGAUCGUGUCAAUGGUUUAUUGAAGCUGUUGUCAUUUUUACAAAUUACGUUAUUUAUCGUGUGUUUUUCGUAUAUUUUAACUGGAAUAAGAUGUCUAAAAUAAAGCUACAGAGUUCCGAUGGAGAAACCUUUGAGGUUGAGAUCGAAAUUGCAAAAUGUUCUGUAACAAUAAAAACUAUGUUGGAAGAUCUUGGAAUGGAUGAAGAUGAGGAGGAAGUUGUUCCAUUACCAAAUGUCAACUCUGCUAUAUUAAGAAAGGUCAUUCAAUGGGCCACAUAUCACAAAGAUGACCCUCCACCACCAGAAGAUGACGAAAACAAAGAAAAAAGAACUGAUGAUAUAUCUUCCUGGGAUGCAGACUUUUUAAAAGUCGACCAGGGAACUUUAUUUGAACUAAUUUUGGCUGCCAACUACCUAGACAUCAAAGGUUUGUUGGAUGUAACUUGCAAAACUGUGGCCAACAUGAUAAAAGGAAAAGCCCCAGAAGAAAUCCGCAAAACUUUCAACAUAAAAAACGACUUUACUGCCUCUGAGGAAGAGCAAGUCAGAAAGGAGAACGAAUGGUGUGAGGAAAAGUAAUUUAAUAAUACAAUAUUUAAAAUUUAACAUUUUAAUGCCUUUUUUCUCAAUACACUUUUAUUAAACGACACAGUAACUGUAUGAUAGGCUUUCUUAUUUUUCAGUGGCAUAUUUUUCACUCAAUUUAACGUGUAGUUGUUCUCAGUAAAGUGUGUUUUAUUUAGUUUAAUGAUUUCUUUUAUUUUGUUAUUUAAUAAACUAUUUUAAUUAAAAAUA
Molecule: messenger RNA, 810 nt
Organism: Brassicogethes aeneus
Lineage: Eukaryota; Metazoa; Arthropoda; Insecta; Coleoptera; Nitidulidae
Source: the annotation of a GenBank genome assembly